AUGACUAACGUGAUUGAUAGGUUAAAUGAAAUUCAAUCAGAACUUCAACCGUAUGGCCUUACUCAACGAAAUGCAGAAUAUUUCUUUGAAAAGAAAAUUAAACAAAUGAAAAUUAAAGACAUUGAAGAAAUGGGACUUCUUUUUAAUGAGUUAUUUCCUGGAUUUGGGUUUGAAAAGAAGAAAACAGGAAUAAAUAAAGAAGGAUAUAUUAAAUACUUCUCUUAUCUUAUUCACCAUCCAGUUGGGUCAUACAUUGAUAUAAAACAGUGUCAGUUUAGUACUAAACAUGAGAAAUUACCAAAUAAUACUAUUACUCAAACUGACUUUGGUCAUUAUUUAAAAGAAAGGACUUUUCUUAUGGAACAAAUGUUAAAAAUCCCUGAUCAUCUGGAUGAACAAGCUGAUAAGAUACCAAAAAGAAUUGAUACAUCCCAUGAAUAUUCUAAUGGUUUAAAUAAUUCAAAUCAACAAACCAUUAAUAAAAAUGGUUCUAAUAUUAAUAUAAUGGUGUCUUCUUUAUAUAAAAUUCAAAAUACUCAACAAGUUCAAUUUUCACUAUCACAACUUCCCCUUGAAUUUUUUGAAACACAACAUCCACAAUACAUGAUUAAUGAAAUAAUAUAUUGUUCUGUAUUCAAUCCAUCAUUUACUACAUCUCGAUUCACAAUAACAACACCUUCUUCACAAAUAAACAAUAAAAGGAUUAUUCUUCGUUUAUUUGACUUAAAGAGAAAUAAAGAAUGUAAUGAAAUUUAUUUUAUUCAAACAAGUGUUAAUUCUACCUUUAUUAAUUUAGAUGGAUUUUAUGAGCCAUUAUAUGGUCAGCCACAUUCUGAACCAGCUAUUGUUAGAAAACCACUUGAUAUUACUACACAAUGUUUUGCAACAAAAAACAUGGUAUCUAUUAUGGUUAAUAAAUAUUCUCCAGAAGUUGUUAUUGUAGCAUGUUUAUGUUCUUAUAGAGAAGUUCCUCAAUUAUUAAGAGAAGUUCUUGAAGGAAAUAACCGUAAUGAAGCAAAAGUGAUUUAUGAAAUGAUAUGUAAAAAGAAAGCACCAAGAGUUAGUUCUAUAGAAAAAGAAGUUGAAGUUAUUGAUUUGGAUAAUGAAAACUAUGUUUUAAAUGAAAAGAUAAAAGAACAAGAAGAUGAUGAAAAAGAUGAUAUUAUUGUCGGAACAAAUAUUAUCAGUCUUCGUUGUCCAUUGAGCUUUUGUCCUAUAACAAUUCCUGUAAAAGGGGUGUUAUGUAAACAUUCAACUGUGGUUAAUGCAAUUGGAUUCAUUGAGUAUUGUUUAAAAAAUAAUUAUUGGAAUUGUCCAUUAUGUGAAAAAAAGUGUUAUUUUUGCUCAUUAAUUAUUGAUCAUUCUCUUAUGAAAAUCAUAAAAGAAGCUCCAAAAGAUUGUGUAAAUGUAGAAAUAGAUACAAAUGGUAGAGUAAUCAGAUACAUAAAUGAUACAGGUAGUCAAUGUGAAAAUUCUGAAGACAUAGAAGUUAUAAGUUCUGAUUAA
Molecule: messenger RNA, 1506 nt
Organism: Entamoeba histolytica HM-1:IMSS
Lineage: Eukaryota; Evosea; Mastigamoebida; Endamoebidae
Product: SP-RING zinc finger domain containing protein
Exons: 1
Coding region: 1-1506 (501 amino acids)
Biological process (GO): protein sumoylation
Molecular function (GO): SUMO ligase activity; zinc ion binding
Source: RefSeq, a predicted model, not a curated record